Molecule: messenger RNA, 1400 nt
Organism: Populus euphratica (Euphrates poplar)
Lineage: Eukaryota; Viridiplantae; Streptophyta; Magnoliopsida; Malpighiales; Salicaceae
Product: short-chain dehydrogenase TIC 32, chloroplastic-like
Exons: 8
Coding region: 236-1195 (319 amino acids)
Source: RefSeq, a predicted model, not a curated record
ACAGAUUAAUUAAAUUGCCAAUUUAAGUAGAAACGACAGCGUACGGAAGUGGCGGUUUUCGUGGUGCCAAAUAAAGGAUGGUGGCUGGCUUGGCGUUUGGCAGUUGGCAGCAGCGUGGCCAUGGACUUUUUAUCUCUUUGCUCCACCACAGCAUUAGUCAUUAGUCAAGAAAGACUGAUGCUGUCUUGCCAGUGCACACUUUGCCACUUAGCUGAGUUUAGGCCAUCUAACCAUCAUGUGGUUGUUUAACAGGAAACAAUCAUCUGGGUUCUCUUCGUCUUCCACGGCUGAGGAAGUCACUCAUGGGGUCGAUGCCUCUGGCCUCACUGCCAUUGUUACAGGAGCAUCUAGUGGUAUUGGCACUGAGACCGCACGAGUUCUUGCAUUGCGUGGUGUCCAUGUUAUUAUGGGGGUCAGGAAUAUGGCUGCUGGAAGAGAUGUCAAAGAAGCAAUAGUUAAGGAAAUACCCUCGGCCAAAGUUGAUGCCAUGGAAUUGGACCUAAGUUCUCUGGCAUCUGUGAGGAAUUUUGCAUCGGAUUUCAAUUCCUCUGGUCAUCCAUUGAACCUCUUAAUUAACAAUGCAGGAAUCAUGGCGCCACCAUUCAUGCUCUCCAAAGACAACAUGGAGCUACAGUUUGCAACAAAUUACCUGGGACAUUUUCUUUUGGCUAAUCUUUUGUUGGAUACUAUGAAGAAAACAGCACAUGAAAGUAACAGAGAAGGAAGAAUUAUAAAUGUUUCCUCAGAUUUUCACCGUUACCCAUAUCCCGAAGGGAUUCGUUUUGAUAAAAUCAAUGAUCAGUCAGGGUAUAAAAAAUUCCAGGCAUAUGGCCAAUCCAAGCUUGCUAAUGUGCUGCAUGCUAAUGAACUCACGAGACGAUUCAAGGAGGAUGGAGUAAACAUUACUGCAAAUUCACUGCAUCCUGGAGUAAUCGCCACCAAUCUUUUCCGUCAUAAUACAAGUCUUGCCGAUGACAAUCCCAUAAGAGUCUUCCUUGAGUCGGCUGCCAGGCUUGUUCUAAAAAAUGUCCAGCAGGGUGCUGCAACAACGUGCUAUGUGGCAUUGAAUCCACAAGUAAAGGGCGUGAGAGGUGAAUAUUUUUCAGGUUGUAAUUUGGCCAAAGCAUCCUCAAUGGCUAAAGAUGCUGGGUUAGCGACGAAACUUUGGGAUUUCAGCAUGAAUUUGGUUGAAUAAAUGAUGCAUACAAGUUUCUAUAUUCUCAAAAUAAUGUAUUAUAUUUGAGACGGAUUCUUAUAUCUGGAAAAGAUGAGGGUAUAUUUUAUUUGCCAUAUGGUCUUUGAUAUCAAUGUUUUAUUAUGACCAUGCACUUGAGGAAUACUACUUUCUCAAGAAGAAGAAUUUUAAGGAAUGCCAUUUGUAUUUCAUUUUGGAAAAGGAA